Molecule: messenger RNA, 939 nt
Organism: Plasmodium gonderi
Lineage: Eukaryota; Apicomplexa; Aconoidasida; Haemosporida; Plasmodiidae
Product: variable surface protein
Exons: 3
Coding region: 1-939 (312 amino acids)
Source: RefSeq, a predicted model, not a curated record
AUGGCUGAUCCCACACAUGAGAGUCCAAAUUUCGAUUUUAAGGAUAUAUUUCCUAAUUGUAUCAAGGAGUAUAAUGAUAUUAAAAAAGUAAAGGAUCAAGACGAUUUUAAUUCAGAUGAAUUUUUUCUAGUAUGCCGUAAAAUUGAAAGGCAAUUAGAAAUUAAAAUGGAUAAUUUUAAAUUGUUUUGUGUUUUCUUUAGUAACUACUUGCAACAUAUAAAUACAAAAGGAGGGAUUGAAAAAGAACCAUAUUGUAAGUAUUUCAAUUACCUUAUAAAAUAUUUACUAUAUAAUCAUCCAGGAUCAUCUUGUUCUGAAGAAAGAGACUGUUAUAAUAAAAUGAUAAACAUAUUCGAAGGAGAUAGAAAGAAUGACAUGAAUAUAUGUGUUCCUUAUGUAAAUGAUCUUGAAGAAAACGUAUAUAAAUUAUUGGAUUAUCUGAAUUACCUUUAUAAUUAUCUUGAAAAAUUAAGAACACACUAUAUAACAUGUGAAUCCAAUACCCAUUGCUUUCAAAAUUAUACAGAUUUCUUAAGAAUGUGCAAAGAAAUGAAUAAUAAUAGUUUAAAAGUAGUGAUGAAUAUGGUUAAAGAUGAAUACAAACAAUAUAUUCCAAUAGAACCUGAAACCAUACAUAUCACGAAGAAGUUACAAUCAUCCUCUAUGAUAAGUGCACCAAAGGUGAUUAUAAUUGUAUGUAUUAUUACACUUACAACAACGUUUAUUCCGUUUAUUCUGUUUAAGGUUAAUAAUAAAUUAUAUCUAUAUAUUAACACAUCUUGUCGCUUAUAUAUAGAAAAAAUGAUAAGGAAGUUAAAAAAAUUUUGGCACAAAAAAAGUAAACAAAAUUUAAAAUUAUUAAAUCAAUUUGAAAAUGAUUUUGAAGAAUUAAUGGAUAAAAAUUCACAAAUAAUAUAUAACACUUUAUACUACCCCUAA